Molecule: messenger RNA, 2122 nt
Organism: Corythoichthys intestinalis (scribbled pipefish)
Lineage: Eukaryota; Metazoa; Chordata; Actinopteri; Syngnathiformes; Syngnathidae
Gene: il11a
Product: interleukin 11a
Exons: 5
Coding region: 319-921 (200 amino acids)
Biological process (GO): positive regulation of cell population proliferation; positive regulation of MAPK cascade
Cellular component (GO): cytoplasm
Molecular function (GO): cytokine activity; growth factor activity
Source: RefSeq, a predicted model, not a curated record
UUGGACUUACACACAUCGCAUCCUUCUCUCUGCUAUUUCUCUUUUCAUCUGUCCAAGUGCCUCUCAUCUUCCAUAAAUACUACAACAUCUCAAACUUUGCUCCAAACUUCUUUUUAGUUAUAACAAAAUUGGAAGGUAUUGCUUUUUAUAUUAUUUGAGCAAAAAUCCACCUGGUCCUCAGGAAGCAUUUUGACUGAAAAGGCGCCAAAGGAAAAGCAGGAGCACGUGACACGUCUAUUUAUUGUUUUUUUUUUAAUUAUUAUUUAUUUAUUUGUCAACCUGCUGUUUGGGUUUCCAUUCUAUUGGAUUCGAACCAAUAUGAAAUUGCUGCCGGACUCCUCAUCGUCUCUGCUCUUCUCAUUGCUAUUGGCCCAGCUGCCCGUCUUCACGUCUGCCUCCCCGCUGCCUCAGCGGCGGCCCAACGACAUGGACAAGCUUUCCAACCAGACCAGAAAUCUCAUGAAGCUCACACAAGAACUGCUGAGGGAGCAUGCUUUUGACUCUGACGUGGACCCCCACAGGGUCUGGUCCCUGCCAGAAAUGAGCAACAGAUCAGCCAAUGAUCUCAGCAAUCUUGAGCUGAAGCCCACACUCUCUCAGCUGCACGCCGACCUGAAGCUCUACGAGCACCACUUUGAAUGGCUGAACAGGGUGUCCAAGAAGCACCACCACCCUGCGCUUCCUAAGCUGGCAAGGGUCAUCAGAGAAAUGAAGUCACUCAUCAAUCUUUUGGGCCAUCAGAUGCAGAGGGUCGACGCAACAAAGGUGCCCCACCCUACCCCUUCCCUCCCCUCACACCUCUCUUACCAAUUUGACGUGCUGCAGUCCAGUCAGGAUCUCCUCCACCACUUCAAGCUUUUCUGCGAUUGGGCUUACAGAGCAUUCAUCAGCCUCAAGCCAAAAAUCACCACAGUUCAAUGAGAACUCAUAGAAGUCAGAACGCACAAUGGGGAACGGGAACCUGGUCUGUUUGCACUGUAGUCAAUGGCAUCCAAAAAGGUCACAAUAUCAACUUAAGUGUAAAGAAUGCCUUUCCACCAGAGCCAAAGAGGAUGCACUAUAACGCAACUACAAUAACUAUCAUCCGGUGUAACUAUGGUGAUCAUUAUUUCUUGAACCCUUUCUUAGUUCAUGACCAUGUUAUUUAUGUAUUUAUUUAUUUAUUGACUGUUAGUAAUUUAUUUAAUGUUAUUUAUUUGAAGUCUUUAUGUGUCAUCUCGCAUCUUUGUUUCUUCAUUGACGUGAAUUUAUUUGACCACAUACUUCUUGUUUUCUUGUGUCUCACUGAUCUCCAAGGUAGCACUUCCUAACAUUUCUUUAAACUCAUUUCUUGGUAUUUCUGUGUUUUAUUAGUCUAACUUUAUUCCAGUAGAUGUGGCAUACAUCUGAGAUAGUCAAGGUUUUUCACACAGUAGUGCCCUUAAAUUUAUACGGAGAAAAAAAAAAAGAGAAAAAAGAAAGGGUUGUGCCAGUGACAUCAUCGAGACAAGUGAAUGCUUUUUAGUGCCAGAGUCAUAGUAUCUAUUUUUGUAACGCUUUGUUUGUCGCACUUUGCAUGAGGAGACAUCUCUAAUGUGGUAAAGUUGUUUGAGUGGGCCCUAUUGUUGAGCACUGAUGGACCUGAUUAGAUUCUUUGCACAAUGUUGUAGAACCAGCGUCUUGGAUAAGUGAGAUGGCUGAUUUAGAAACCAUAUUUUGGAACUUAGGUGGGGGGAAAGUUUGUUCUUUUUAACGUUAACACUAAAAGUCUUAAAAAUACUAUGUAUUGUGACACUCUAUUGGUGUACAAAAUUGUACAUGAAUGUAAAAUUUUGUACAGUGCUUUGUGUAUGAUGUUUUCUACAAUUUAAUUUAGAUGACCUAUUUUCUCACUUUUAUUUUUGUUCAUUUCUCUUCUAGUAUAUGUUACAGUAUUGGCUAUUUAUUUAAGUAACUUGGUGGAACUAUUUAUUUUGUGCUGCAAAGGAGCUAGCCUCCUAUCCCUCCUUUUUAUACUUUUAUACAGUUUGUAUUCUAAUACACUCCAGUUAUAUGUUAAAUUAUUGUAACAUCGAGAUGCCUCUUCCAGACACUGAUUGGCCUCAAUGUGAAAAAUGUGCCUUGGUGAAAUAAAAACUACAGA